This is a messenger RNA of Coregonus clupeaformis (lake whitefish), 3146 nucleotides long. Its product is annotated as fibroblast growth factor receptor-like 1. Lineage: Eukaryota; Metazoa; Chordata; Actinopteri; Salmoniformes; Salmonidae. The transcript has 7 exons. The record is from RefSeq and is a predicted model, not a curated record. Gene Ontology annotation, cellular component: plasma membrane. Gene Ontology annotation, molecular function: fibroblast growth factor binding; fibroblast growth factor receptor activity. Bases 380 to 1942 code for a protein of 520 amino acids.
GCUCAAUUAUUGCAGUAAAUUAUUUACAUGUAAAUGGUAUUUGGGAUUAAAAAAGAGACCUAACUGCUUCUCUUCCUAAAUUGAUAAGGCUAGGAGUUAACUGUAAUGCGAUCACAGGGCUUGUAUUUAGUCUUGACGCACGCUCGGUCCGGUGUGUUGGGCUCGCACGAGCGUUUUGUGAUGACUGUCAUUUAAAAAAAACUAGCCAGAUUUGAGCUGCAUGUUUGACAUUCACGUUUUAUAGUGUUAUUUUUCUUGGAGGGUAUCCAGUAACUGAGCCACGGAUACUUUGAGCGAAAGUGCGUGCAGUUCAACUUUUAGUGGACAUUGAUUUGUUAAUUAUUUGGAUUAAAUCACCUUUAUUGAUGAGAAUGUAAUCAUGAUAAACUUGCCAUUAGUGGGAAACCGAUUCAAGACAAAUCAUUGCUGCUGGACAUUUCAGAUUUCAAGUGUUGAAGCCUUCCAUCCAGAAAGAAUGGGACUUUUAUGGAUUUGCCUGCUCAUUUGUGAGAUAAUCCUGUUGUCGGACUGUGCACGGGGCCCUCCACGCGUGGCAGAGAAGAUCGCCCACCGGCAGACGGUGCGGAUCGGGCGCACCAUGAAGCUGCAGUGCCCGGUGGAGGGCGACCCGCCACCCCUCAUCAUGUGGACCAAGGACGGCCGCAACAUCCACAGCGGCUGGAUGCGCUUCCGGGUGCUGCAGCAGGCACUGCGCAUAAAAGACGUGGAGGAAGAGGACGCAGGCACCUUCAUCUGCAAGGCCACCAACGGCUUCGGCAGCGUCAACAUCAACUACACCCUCAUCGUCAUCGAUGACGCCAGCACUGGGAGGGAUGGAGCUGGAACUGCGGGGGACGCAGAAUACCCCACUGACCUGUCAGGGAAAUUUGUCCGACCACGCUUCACGCAGCCAGCCAAGAUGAGGAAGCGCGUGAUAGCCAGGCCGGUGGGCAGCUCAGUACGGCUGAAGUGCACGGCUAGCGGGAACCCUCGUCCGGAUAUCAUGUGGGUGAAGGACAGCAAGCCGCUGACCCCUGGUGAGGUGGGCGAGGGCCGUAAGAAGAAGUGGACCCUGAGUCUGAAGAACCUGACCCCUGAGAACAGCGGGAAGUACACCUGCCACGUUUCCAACCAGGCUGGAGAGAUCAACGCCACAUACAAAGUGGAAGUAAUCCAGCGGACAAACUCUAAGCCCAUCCUGACCGGCACUCAUCCGGUGAACACCACGGUGGACUACGGUGGCACCACCUCGUUCCAGUGCAAGGUGCGCAGUGACGUCAAGCCAGUGAUUCAGUGGCUGAAACGGGUGGAGCCGGGGAACGAGAACAAGUACAACUCCACCAUCGAGGUGGGCGACCAUCGCUUCGUGGUGCUGCCCACGGGAGAGGUGUGGUCCAGGCCAGACGGCUCUUACCUCAACAAGCUGCUCAUCACCCGCGCCAAGGAUGAGGAUGCUGGCAUGUACAUCUGCCUGGGUGCCAACACCAUGGGCUACAGCUUCCGCAGUGCCUUCCUCACCGUGCUGCCUGACCCAAAGCCUCACCACAUCCCCAUCCCCACAGCCAUCUCCCACAGCUUGCCCUGGCCUGUGAUCAUCGGCAUCCCAGCUGGUGUGGUGUUCAUCCUGGGUACUGUCCUGCUGUGGUUCUGCCAGUCUAAACGCCAUUGCUCCUCUGGAAGGGUAGUUACCACCCACGCCUCACAGCGCCCGACCCCCCGGGUGCCAGCCUGCCCCCCACCCAGCGGGGACAAAGACUGCCUGGGCUCUCUCACCUACGAGGAGUACAUUACCCAGCAGCAGCAGCUCCUUCUGGCCCAGGGAGGCAACGGCCUGGAGGUCCCCAAAGUCUACCCAAAGAUCUACACGGACAUUCACACACACACCCACUCACACGUGGAUGGCAAAGUGCACCAACACCAGCACAUUCACUACCAGUGUUAGCUGCCACUGUCCCGACAGGGAUGCUCAUAUGUACAAAAGCCCACAUUUCUGCAGUGUUGGGUCGGCUCCCACCACCUACACCUUCCCGUCCUCCACGUGCCCAGUCCUGCCUUGAUCCUACAGACCCAGACAAACAGUCUGAGCCCGGGUGCUUCACACAAACCCCUGACUGCUACAUACUGUUCUGUACUGAACAAGGCCUAGGGGAACAUGGACACAGUCAGGAUAGCAGAACAAGGGACAUGGCAAUGCCAUUCAGGAAUCCCACAUGAAAUAAUGUGAGUCCAAAUGGAGCAACAUUUCAUACAGACAUUUCACAUUAAACCCCACUCUGCAGAGAAAUAGCAACAUGUGUUUCUCUAGUCUUGAACAAUCUGCACAAACUCACAGUGGCUGAAGUGAGUGAAUGUAUACAUUUAGCUCUGUCUCAUUUGAGUCUUUACUCUGCAGGAAAAUGGCAGCAUUUCCUGCAACACCUCAUCUCCUCUCCGGCCUACUUUCAUGUGCAGUGACUUUAGAAGGGGCUAAAAGGAUCAUGUACAUUAGCUCUGGAUUUUUGUCAGAUGCACAACCUCAGCGAGUAACAAAAGGAGUAAGGUGCGAUGUAAAGUGUUUGCAGAUUUUAUGGAUUGGUGAUGAAUUGAAUCCGAAUCCACAUUUGCCUUCACAUCCUGAGUACCUCAGAAGCAGGUCAACCAGCACAGAUAAAGCGUGAUUGAGUAAACAAAGGUUGAAUGUAUUCUGUUUCUCAAAAAGGUUUUGGUCAAGGAAAAGGACCUGCAAGGCAUUACAAAAUAUAUUUUGUCUAUAGUAUGUGUACGUGAAUGGAAAUUGAAAUUGAGGUUAUUUACUGGAGGUUAAGGUCCCUAAAGCGUGAAACACACCGAGAAUCUUACUGCCGAUAGACUGCCGAUAGGUACUUAUCACAUUGGGAGACCGCUCCUUCUCUUGCUAGAACAAAAGCGUUACUUGCUGCGUGCCGACCCGGUAGCGUUGAACCUGCGGUUUCUACUUGUAGAAUUGUAAUGCUGUUCAGUGGCCAACAACUUGACUUUGAGCCAAUCAGAGAGCAUGAACCCCCACGUGGGGAACCCAACAAGAGUGACAACAAAAAGGAGUUAAAUGUCAUGAGCCAGUCACACUUCAUAUGCAAUGUAGGCUAUGGGAUGGUAGCUAGCUAAGUGCACAGACUAGAGGUCUUCAC